Prunus persica (peach) is the source of this 1562-nucleotide messenger RNA. RefSeq lists its product as uncharacterized. The record is from RefSeq and is a predicted model, not a curated record. Bases 92 to 1255 code for a protein of 387 amino acids. NCBI's taxonomy places the organism in Eukaryota, Viridiplantae, Streptophyta, Magnoliopsida, Rosales, Rosaceae. The transcript has a single exon.
CAAGUCCGUGCCUUUAAUAGACUGGUAGGUGAGCCACUUUCUCAAACAGCUUCAAAUCACUGAACUUCGAACCCAAGCAAGCAAAGCAACCAUGGACGAAGCUGAGCAGCAAGUAGAGAACCAACAUCUUCUCCCGCUGCUAGAGGCUCUGAAGAAAGCUUCUAAAGACCUACAAAGCAACCCCAUUUCAAUUAUAUACAACAAUUACGACAUAAGCACCACCAUUGAAGCUCUUCUAGAGCUCGGAACCAAAGCCGACCCCGUUAUUUCCAUAGACCCAAGUCUCUUCAAGCUCAAUCAGUUGCUCAGCAACCUCAAAACCCUUUUCGAAAAACUCGAAAAACUGCAGGGCUAUGGCCUCCGGUCCCUCCUCCACCGCCAAAUCACCAAUUACAAAAUUUCCCAAAUUGGGUACGCCAUGGAAGCAGAGAUUCAAGCGUACGUAGAUCAGAAAAAUGUUCAAAGUUUUGUGAAAACUAUGGAAGAGUCUGUCGAAGACGAUAAGAAGGUGAAGGCUUUGAUGGGUUUAGAGAACAGGUUGGGCCAAGGGUUUGAUAAACAGUAUCAGCAGUUAAUUUUGAGAGCAAAGGUAUUUUCUUUUCUUGAAUUUAUGGUUUGUGACUCAAAGUUUUCGAAUUGGGUUCGAGACCAGGCUGCUCUUGCUGUUCUUGGUCUGGUUAAAUUCAAUAAGGAUGUUUUUGUGGGAUUGGUGCUGAUGGGUCCGAUUGUUAGAGCUUUAAUUCAAAUGGGUUCAUCUUGUUCGAUUCAAGUCCUCACCGGACUAGUCAAAAUCAUCAGAACCCCUCUGGUUGAUGACAUCAAUGGAGAAAUCCCAAGAAUUAUCAGCCUCUUGGGCUCUGAAGACUUGUCAACUAAAGUGGCAGCCAUGAAUUGCAUGCUUGAAAUUGCGUUUUUGGGCAGAGAGGAAGUGAUUGGUUCAAUGCUUGAAGAGGACCUGAUCAAGAAGCUUAUGGGUUUGCAGAGAUUGGAGGUGGGUUUGCAGUCCAAUGUGGAAGAAAAUGGAAGUGUUUGUGUGGAGGAGAGAGAGCCAAAAAUGGAGGAAAGUGUGGAGAAAUUUCCAUUUUCAAGGUGUGUGGCCAGUUUUGCAGUGCAAGUGGAAGUUGGGGAAGGAUUGGAGCAGAGUGAGAAAAGAGCUUUUAAAUUGGAAAUACUGAAGAGAGUGAGAGAGGCCUCUGUUUCUGAUGCAGAGGCAGCUACUGUUGUUGCAGAGGUGCUGUGGGGUUCUUCACCUUGAAACUUGAUUUCUUAAUAUAGCUUAAGGUUUUUUUAUUAUUUAUUUUUUGAAGUUUAUUUAUAGUUUACAUUUUUAAUUGAGUGUGUAAGUGUAACUUAACGAGGUAUUAAGUACUAACCCAAGUUAUAGAUUAGGGACACCUAAUUUUCAUGUGCGGUGUGCCCUGUUUCUUAGUUAAGUGAUUAACAAAUAGGAUUGUAGUGUUUGUAAUUGUAAGGGUUUGUCAUUGUUGGUUAUUAUGAGAUGACAAAAAUGUGUUAGCUGGUAUGAAGAGCUUAAUGAAGCAAAUUAGUGAUAAUGAUUAUUA